This is a messenger RNA of Pristis pectinata (smalltooth sawfish), 11189 nucleotides long. RefSeq names its product A kinase (PRKA) anchor protein 6 (gene akap6). Gene Ontology annotation, cellular component: sarcoplasmic reticulum; perinuclear region of cytoplasm. The coding region runs from base 168 to 7802 and encodes 2544 amino acids. The transcript is spliced from 16 exons. Gene Ontology annotation, molecular function: protein kinase A binding; transmembrane transporter binding. NCBI's taxonomy places the organism in Eukaryota, Metazoa, Chordata, Chondrichthyes, Rhinopristiformes, Pristidae. The record is from RefSeq and is a predicted model, not a curated record.
GCACCUCCUAGCGCAUCCUACAGAUGUGAACAAACCAGAAGGAAGAUGGCAUAAAGGGAAAGGGUAGAAAAACAUCAAGAUCACCCUGGCAAUCUGUAGAGAUCUUCAGGAAUAAGUUAAUAUUCCAGGUCAAUACUGAUCAUCAGUAUCAAUAAAAAUCCACAGCCAUGAGUAUCAUACUGUCCCCCAUGAGGAGCCAACAGCUGGAUGCCACGGGAACCGACUCGUCUCCCAUGAUCACAAACAUGACCCCUUUAGAAGAACCAGAGGAUGAGAGAAGGAUAAAAGAAUUUGAUGCUAUCCAGCGCUAUGAGAAGCCUCCUCCACUUCACACUGGUGCAGACUGGAAAGUUGUCUUACAUCUGCCAGAAAUUGAAAACUGGCUUCGGAUGACGUCAGAGCGAGUUAGAGACCUCACCUAUUCUGUGCAGCAGGAUACUGAGAAUAAGCAUGUUGAUGUCCACCUGGUCCAGCUAAAGGAUAUUUGUGAAGAUAUUUCUGAUCAUGUGGAGCUCAUCCAUGCCCUGCUAGAGACGGAAAUUUCAUUGAAGCUUCUAUCUUACUCAGUCAAUAUUCUGGUGGACAUCCAUACAGUUCAACUUCUGUGGCAUCAGCUCCGUGUUUCAGUCCUUGUGCUCCGUGAGAGAAUCUUACAGGGUCUUCAGGAUUCGAACGGAAACUAUACAAGGCAGACUGACAUUCUUCAGGCUUUCAGUGAAGACAGAAAAGAGACCCGCCUGGACUCACUGACCGAGGUUGAUGAUGCAGGUCAGCUGACCAUUAAAUGUUCAAAGGACUAUUUUUCUUUGGAUUGUGGUAUCACUGCCUUUGAACUGUCCGACUACAGUCCAAGUGAAGACGUGCCCUGUGACUCAGAGGCCAAUAUGACCUCGUGUUCAACCUCCAAGGGUAAGUCAAAACCCUUUGGGCCUUGGAACUCUGAUCUCAAAAGAGGCUCUCCAGAGUUGGGUUUACUUUCUGUGCCAAAUGAACGUUCCACUUCCAAUCAAGAGGAAGUGAAGGCAAGAGAUGAACAUCAGUUGACCAUCACAGAUCACCAGACUCCUGCGCAGGACAAGAACGAUGCAGCAAACUCCAAAACAUCACCUGUAUCAAAAAAACAUCCAGCCUUGUCUCAGACUCCACCUGCAGAGUGUACUACAAUCCAAACUGGAAUUAAUAAGGACUCCAAGAUAAUUUCUGACAGUAAUAUCGAUGAUUUGGAGACCAAGAACAUUGUCCAAAUGCGUUCCACCAGUGCAAAUAGUAUCCACUGUGAAAACGCAACACCAAAAAGAACAAUUAAAGAUUGUUUCAAUUAUAAUGAGGAAUCUCCAACACAACCUUCCUUACCUAAGAGAGCUUUAUAUCUAGAUGAAAUUUCUAAAGAUGACUUGGAGGUUAGUUGUUGCAGAAUUUUAGCUUCUGAUCUCUUGCACAAAGCGGAAAUGAGCAGAAGUACACCUACUCUUCUUGAUCAUCCAGACAGGUCCAAGCUUUGGCUGGAUUUGCCUUCAUCCUAUCCAAGCACUUCCAAUGCUGCUGUCAGUCACUCAUUUGAUGAAUUAAACAAAACAGGCAGCACAGACAAUGGAUACCUGAGUACGCAUUCGCAAUGUAAUUUAAGGAAGACAACUUUAGGCCCAAAUAAAUUGCAUGCCCAGCAUCAAAGAAAGCCUUCACCAGUUAGUAAGUCAUGUGACCUUCAUGAUUUCAGACAAUCCAACAAUAUAUCUCUGAGAAGCCCCAAACAGCAGUCCAGCAAACCUUUAUCUCAAAAUAUCACUUCUCCUGUGCACAAACAACAGAAUGACAUUUCUGUUUCAUCCAAACAGACCUCCCCAAAUCAAAAGCAACCGGAAGCCACAUAUUCAAUAAGAAAUUUCCAGCCAUGUUGUGCUCCACAUACCAAAACUCCAGGUGGUGAAAAUAAUAAUAGUUCUGAACCCUUUAAUUCAGACACAUUGACUGAUAAGUACAAGGACAGAAAUGAAUCUGUUCCUGUGUCCUCUGGGUAUCAGAAUCAGGAGAUUGGUAACAAAUAUCAAAAUAAGUCACCCGUCAGACAAAGUUUGUAUGAAGCAGUACCUGCACAGUUCCCUCUUCAAACUUCAGAUAAUUUGCUCAGGGCAGAUUCUGCUUCUUGUAGCCCCACUCUAUCUUUGCUACAACAGGAAACACAGACAGAGAACAGCUCAAACCAAAGUCAAAUGGCUGAAAAUGAUAAAGUUGACACUUGGUUUGGAUCAAAUGAGUAUCUGGCUCUUCCAUCCCAUCUGAAGGAAACUGAAGUGUUGGCUUUAAAGCUGGAGAACUUGACAAAGCUGUUGUCACAUUCACCUGAAGGUGAAGCACUUCAGAACAUUGAUGAUUGGGAGCUUUCAGAAGCAAAUUCAGUGACUGAGGUAAAUCCACCUAUUUCCACUGGGAGAGAGAACAAAAAAUGGGUCCCUGUAACUGGAACUAUUUCUCCAACUUCCUCAAGUGAUAUAGCUCCUUCCUUGGAGGACAGCAUUGAAUCAGGUCCACUUAGUGACAUCCUGUCAGAUGAUGAGUCAUCUGUAGCAGAAACAAGGGCUAAACAUCACACGAUACGCCAGCUCUCACAACAUUGGUUAACAAAGAUGCCAAAAAAUGCCUUGAAUGUUGCUUCUUCUAAAACAAGUCUAGUUCAACAGCUACAGGAAGAUAUUCAGCAGAAACAGAAUAACAGCAUUGUGUGGGAAAAAAUUGAGGGCUUUGUAAAUAAACUCGAUGAAUUGAUUUGUUGGUUGUUUGAAGCCAUGGAAACAACAGAAAACUGGACACCUCCAAAAGCUGAUACAAACAGCCUGAAACUUUACCUGGAGACCCAUCUGAGUUUUAAACUUAAUGUAGACAGUCACUGUGCACUUAAAGAUGCCGUGGUGGAAGAGGGACAGCAGCUUCUGGAGCUCAUUGAAUCUCACAAAUCAGGAUUGAAAGACAUGCUGCAGAUUAUUGCAAGUCAAUGGCAGGAACUACAGAGACAAAUCAAACGCCAGCACAGUUGGAUUCUUCGAGCCCUGGACAUAAUCAAAGCAGAGAUAUUGGCAACUGAUGUGACUGCACAUGGUUUAGAAGGUUCUGUGAGCCCCAAGGGAGAGAUACAGCUUAUCAACUUGGAAACCAGAAGAGAUGCUGUGGAGCAGAUGUCACUGAAGCUUUAUAGUGAACAGUAUACAAGCAGCAACAAACGGAAACAAGAAUUUGCUGCAAUGUCAAAAGUCAAUCGGGUAGAUACUUACAGCCUUUUGGACUUUGAAUCAGAAUACCAAGAGCUCUGGGAUUGGCUGAUUGACAUGGAAUCCAUAGUGAUGGACAGCCAUGACCUGAUGAUGUCAGAAGAGCAGCAGCAGCAUCUUUACAAGGGAUACAGCACAGAAAUGUCAAUGUGGCUUCCAAAGAAAAUACAUUUAUUAAAGAAGGUUGAAUCGCUGAGACAAUCUGGUAGCUCAUUACCCUGUGAUAUCUUUGAAAAAGUAGAGGGAAUUAAAGACAAAUGGAAUCUGUUAGAGAGAACACUUGGAGAGAAGACUCAGGAUGCAGCAUUGGGGCCAACUGGGGCAGGAACAUGCAAUCUCCUGUCACCUGAAAGCAGCAGCCUCGUGAGGCAGCUGGAGGUCAGGAUCAAAGAACUGAAAGGCUGGAUGCGAGAUACAGAGCUUUUCAUCUUUAACUCCUGCCUUCUGCAAGAAAAAGAAGGAACAGCAGAGACUCAGAAAAAACUUCAGCAUUUUAAGUCACUAUGCUCUGAAAUUAAACAACGCCGGCGUGGCAUAAUUUCUGUACUGCACUUAUGCCAACGUCUCCUCGAUGACACAGAUGCUAAUUGUUUGGAAGCUGAUCGUCAGUCAAUGCAACUUGUUAUUGUGAACCUGGAGAGAAGGUGGGAAGCCAUAAUAAUGCAAACUGUCCAGUGGCAGAACAGACUGCAAAAACAACUAGGAAAAGAAAAGGUCUCCUUAAGCUGUAUUGAACCUGGCCUGAUGGAUUUAAAUAUCUCAGGUGAAGAUUCACUGGAAUGGGAUGAAACAGACAUGAGUAACAAUUUGAUUGGUAUCCAAGAUGAAACACUUGAUCUUGCAUGUGAGCAGGAUGGAACAUCAAAAUGUUCGCCUGGGCCUAUGAAUAAUCUCAUGAAUGAACUUAUGCUGGACCAUUACAGCAGUGGCCCUGGAGAAUCACUGUACAGUCCUGGUGAACCACCUUCUUCUUCUUGUCCAUAUACCCAUCAGCAUCAUAGCCUACAUAAUCUACAGCUGCUUGGAAGAGAUUUUUCAUCAUUCUUCAGUAAUGCACCAAAUUUUUCCAACACAAAGCUUCCAACCAAUUUACGAAGGAGUGCAAGUAAAGAUUCUUCUUUCUCAUCUGAUGACUCUUUUCCAGACUUACUGGGUGAUUUGAUUCCAGUAAAAGAGGACAAACCAUCAGCACUGAGGCCUGAGAGUGAGAGUGGAAUAGUUAGUGAGGGUGAUACAGAAACAACUUCUCUGUCAAAUCAAGAUGAUCAAGUACAAACUAAACUUUCUACCAAACCUCUGCACCCCCUGAUAGAAUUGAAACAUAAAGAUUGUCCAAUUCAAUCGUGCAUUUGUAAAAGGCAAGACUUAUUUGGAAAAAAGGAAAUAAAGAAUAUAGCAAAAAUACAAAGAACAAAAAGUGAAGUAGAAUUGUCAAAAGAUUUUCAAUCACUGUCUCUGAGUAAUGAGGGCAAUUUACAGCCAUUUCAUAUGAAUAAAAUCAGUUCGAAGGAUUUUUCAAAUGAUCUGGAGGCACAAUAUGAUGUGUUCACAUUUUAUGACUAUUCUUACCUGCAGGGCCCUGAGCUUGAGUUAAGCGUAACUCACUCGCCUAAAGGAAAGGAAACUACUGAUGGGAAUGUGAGCCCGAAACCAGAUUAUGCUGAAAUUAUUUGUAAAAAUGGACUCUCAUCUCCAGAUGGCAAACUAGAUUGUGCUAUGUCAGAUGAAUGUCUGCCAGCAUCAUCAAGUAGAGUUAACCUUGGAAAUGGUCAUAGUGAAAUAGAUGAUAAUGGAAUAUCUCCAGAUAUUAUAAAUGACACAGAUCUCACACUUUUGUCUCAGAGGUCAUCUGUGGAGUCACUUUCAAUUGCAGGUGACAUAUUUAGGCAUGGAACUAACAAUCACAGAAAUGGUGAUCUCCAUCGCAGUACUUCCUUAGACAGCUGGGGUAAUCCAUGCAAAAUCACAGAGGAGCUACUUAGCCUUCAAGGUUCAGGGGACAUCAGUAUGAGUAGUGAUGCAGUGGGGGAGCUAAGUAAGAGAACAUUAGACCUUUUGAAACGUUUAGAAAACAUCCAGAAUCCAAUUAGCCCAAAAAUGAAACGUAGUGUGUCUGAUAUCACACUGCAGAGUAACUCUCUUAAAAUGUCAUUCACUGGCCAGCAAUCAUUUGAUGCCACGUCAUCAGCAAAUGAAGAUUCUGCUGCUUCUCUCACAGAACUAAGCAGCAGUGAUGAUCUCUCCUUGUGCUCUGAAGACAUAAUUGUGCAUAAAAACAGAAUUUUGGAUUCCAAUGCAUCAUUCAAAAAACGUGUUAAUCACUCAGUGACUGAUGAAGCUGAUACCAAUAUAAGCAUGAUUGUAAAUGUGUCUUGUACUUCUGCUUGCACGGAUGAAGAAGACGAUAGUGAUUUGCUUUCCAGUUCAACCCUUACGCUAACUGAAGAGGAACUGUGCAUUAAAGAUGAUGAUGAUUCCAGUAUUGCUACAGAUGAUGAUGUUAAUGAAGAAAGUAAUCGUCUUUUAGAUAGAGACUACAUGAAGAACGAAUUCCAUCACUGGAUUAAACCAAUCUUUUCUGUCCCCCCGAAAGGAAAGAAAAAACUGAAUCCAAAAUUGAAUCCAAGAGAAAAGGACCGGUGCAGGACAGAUCCAAAUAGUAUCAGAUUGCCUGCUUUCAAAAAUACUUCCACACUUUAUCCAUUUUUAAACAGUUCAGUGUUGAAGCAGUCUGAGUCCAAAGACUGUAAAAGCAAUUCUCUCCAUCCAAAAGAAAGACAUUUCAUGCAGACUGGAACGGAAACUCUCAGACACUGUACUAACCAUUUAAAAGAUGAUGUAGAAAAUGGCAAUGUGGAAAAAUCUGUAUUAAAAGAUGAAAAGGAACUAAAUAGCGUGUUAGACAGCAAAAAACAUAAUUCUUUUGAAAAGGGGCAAAAUACUAGCAAAACCCAUACGACAGAAUGUUUGAAAUCUAAAUUAUUUAAUAGACCAUUUGAACAAAAAACAGAAUCACAACACAUUCCAGUUCCCCAGGCCCUGACACAACCCCAACAAGAUAAAAAGCUUAUAUAUUUGGAAGACCAUGGGAUUGCAAACAAACAUUUAUUAUCACCUACUUUUAACAUUGAUGAGAAGCCUAUUUGCAUGAAAAGAUAUGAAAAGUUUCAUGAUGUUGAAAUAUUAGGUGGGGAAAAAGCUUCCACGAGUGAAUAUGAGAGAAACCAGCAACAUCAUUCCAGAGCAGAAUUGAUGUUUAACUGCCAUGGUGAUGAAGAUACUACUAGUAAAGAUUCAGUUGUAUGCUCAUCUCAUCAUAUUUCAGAAAACAAAGUGUUGGAGGAAGUUAACAAGGAUUGUUCAAAAGAUUUUUCAAACUGUACCUGCCAGUUUAAUAUUCCUCAAAGUGAGGCAGAAGAAGAUAGUUCUGUUCAUAAUUUUGUGAAGGAAAUAAUUGAUAUGGCAUCUUCAGCCUUGAAGAAUAUAUCUCAGAAUGACUCUGAAAUGGUGAGUCCAACAUCAGUGGCCCAGAUCAAGGAAAAAGUGUUGGAACAUUCUCACCGAGCUUUGCAGCUUCGGAAAGGAGACUUUUACUCCUACCUGUCCAUAUCUUCACAUGACAGUGACUGUGGUGAGGUAAACACUUGCAUAGAUGAGAAAAGCAGCACACCACUGCCUUUAGAUGUAAAUGAAGAGGCUAGAUUAGAAAACAAUGGUGAAGAUGAUAACUUUCUUAAUGAAGAUUUUAAAGAACAAUCCAAUAGAUCCUGUUUAUUUGAUUCUGUUUUACAAAGGGACCCUGUUCCAGAUGAAUUACCAUUGCCAAAUGAUGGACUAGACAUUGUGGUGUCAAACACUAUUCACGUGACACCAGUUGACCAAAAUACAUGUAGUGGAAAUUUAAGUGCAACAAACAAAGUUACUAAGAAUCAAGAUACAUGUUUUGUUCCCAUUAAUCAGACAAGUAUCACAUUAGAAGACAACACAUUUCAAUCAGUGGAAUGUGAUGUUGAAAAUCCUUACCUUAAUUCUUUGCUGCCUAUAGCACAAAGAGACACAACUAAAUAUUCAUCAGAUAAUGUGUCCUUUUCUGUUGUGUCAAAUGUUGAAAUGGUUGAGCCCAUUGAAUCACCAUUAAACAGCGAGAAUUAUGAAAAUAUUUCAGGAAAUCAAUCCCAUGGUAUGGAAAUGAAUCCAGUGAAGGACAUACAGUCAAAUAACAUUAAUUUUGAGAAACCAAAAGACAAUUUGUCUCCUAGCACUAAAACAAAUUUUUCACAAAAUGAACAUUCUGCUAAUGAAGAUUAUCAAGGUGCAGAUUUCAAAGUCAGAGAAAUCCUUUACAAGAAAGAAAAUCAUUGUGAUGGAAUCUUUAACUUGUCUCAAAAAGAGAUCACUAACUCACAAAAAAGUGUAGGAAGGAAUCUCAGGAAAGAUCAAAACUCUAGAACCAUUGAAACCAAAUCUACAGCUUGUGUAUCCCACCACAGUGAACUUCCAAGUGACUCUCACGCUGCCAAGUCUGUACCCAAGGUAUAGGAUAGGUCAGUAGCAACAAAGCAAGAUCAAAAGCAAAGGUAACUAGCUAGAUCGAGAUAUUUCUGCCUAAUUUAGAAGGUGAAUAAAUGCAUGUCUGGAGUGCCUCCUAGAAGCUGUACAAGGGAUGCGCAUUACGUUAAUCUCUUCAACUGUAUUCUGAGAGUCAUUUCUUCAUAAUCCUCAUCACAAGCUCCUGCUCUUUGCUGCAUGGUUUAAUUAUUCCCAGACUGAGUCUUCACUGUGAAAAUCGAACCCUAUGGCUGGCCAGAUGUUAUUGCUUUCAUGCUGUUAGAUAUAGGAAAAACCUGAAGUUUAAAAUAUGUAAAGCAGAAUAGACAUAGAAUGAAUUAGGUUUAAGACUAUCUAUAGUGAAUAUUUUUAACUGUGCCAUCUUCAUCUUUUUGCAUUACGGAUAGCCAUGACUUCAGGUUUUUAUAUUCAUGUGAAGCCCAACAAUUGCUGCUUUAUGUAUCCAUUAUCACUGGGCUUUGCUUCAAUCAAUGUUGUUUGCAUAUUGACACAUGUACCUGAGGGUGUUGUCUGCAUAUUUAAGAUCACAGAUGAGGAUGAAGCAAGAAAAGAAAGGUCACACACGAUAGUUUACCUCCUUUAGUGAAGCUGUUAUAAAAAAUUUAUAAAAGCUCAACAAUGAUUUAAUGCCAUUGUAAUUUAUUUUACUGUACUACUGUUAUAGUAAUUAAAUUUUUGGUGGCUGACAAAAAAUCUUUCAUACUUUCAAUAUUUUUAUUUGAUAUUGAUGUUCAGAAACAGCUCAGUAGUCUGUCCAAUUAAAAUUACAGUUCAAAUUAAUAAUGUUACAUUUUUAUUAAGUAGAUGUAAUAUUGUCUAUUUAGAAUGUUGACCGAAGGAAGCAUUUUCUACUGUUUUGUUGCUGACUAAACGUAUAUUUGCCUCUUUUUCCCUCCAGAAAUCUGGCCAUAUCUUUGCUCCAUUUUUGCCCAACUAUUCCCAAGGUAGCAUCUAAUCUAAUUGAACCAUCCUCUUCCUCACUGAUCUUGAAGACAAGCUCCUUCCAAAUGCGAGUUUUUCAUGCAGGUGUGGUAAUCUGGUUGCUUUUGCUGAUCCUUUGUAUGGCAGUUGCAGUUACUCCCUUGUUGGUAAUACCAACAGAUUGCAGCAAAAUCCGGCAUUUUUGUUCUUCAUGGACUCUUGUCCUAAGCUACCUCCAAGGACCUCCUCCGUUCUGAUAUACAGCUUGUAAAUGUCCUCAUUCUCUUGGUGUAGGUACUUUUUGAUAUUGAACGGGAAACCACAGCAUUUGGAAAGGUACGGGGGUAUAAUAUUGUGUCAAUUCUUGUCAUGCCCUUUCACAUAUUAACCUACAGGAGUAACGUUUGGAUUUUAGGGGAGAAUGUAUCCAUAUCAUCUGUUGGGAGCAAACACCUUCACAGAAAAGUGGGCCUUGUUAUGUUAAAUGUGCUAAUUCCAAGAGAAACCAUGAAUAUUAUUUGAACUUAAUAGAUGGGAAGGAGCAUAAUAUUUAUAACAGGAAUUAGUUUGAACUUCAUGUUGAAUCUCAAUUAUCAUAUCUUGAUUUUUUUUCUGUAAUUAAUAUUAAGCCAAUAUAAAUAUAGAAUACAUAGAUCCAAUCUAUGCAACCCUGGAACUUAUAAAACAAUGUUACUGUGCUGUAUAUUGCAAUUAUAUGUAUUUCAUUUCAAUACACAGUCAAGUUUUAUUAUUUCUGCUUCUUAAGAAAAGGAAGAGAAGAAAUGUUUUAACAAUGUGUGCCUUGCUGUAUUUCUUAUACCUUUUGUUAAAAAAGCUGCUUUUCCCAGUUAAAAAGCUGGCUUAAAGAAAUGUGGUAGCAAGGUUAUGCUGUGUGUAUAAUUUCUGUACAUAUGUACAAGAAAAUGCUAAUGUUCAUGUACAAUGAUAUACAAUGCUUUCUUGUAUUGUGUUAAUGCGUCCAGUGAUGUGGAAAAUAUUAAGCCUUAAGCUGUUAGAUUGCAUGGGUUAAAGUUAAAGUUGGCAAAUAAAAAUUAAUUUAUCAGACAACAAAAUGGACUGAGUUAUUGGUUUUCAGAGGCAAAUUUUCCUGCAUAGUUUAAAAUAUAAUAUUGCAGUUUAUAGUAAAAAUCUUGUGCAGAAACACAAAAAUUAAAAAUCAUGAAACAACUAAGAUUGAUAUGACAUCACCUGCCAAAUUCUCAUAAAGCUGAAAAGCCAUUUGAUUCAACAAUGAUGUGACAUCCACAAUGUGCCGUAAUGUUCUUGGGCUUUACAUAUCAGCAAGGAUCAGUGUUAACAUUGGAAUUAGAGCAAGAAAUUUUAACUCAUUCAAUCCAUUGGGUAUGACAUGGGGGCAUUUAAACUUACUAUCAAAAGGUUUCUCAUACCAUUCUCGACUAGGUCCAUUUUAGAUUAGCAGGAUCUGUCUGGUUGACUCAGAAGGAUUCUCAAUGAGCUAUCUUCUUCUUGGGCAUUCCCUUUGGAUUGAGGAUAACUUACUUUCACUCUGGUUUUGUGGGGUCCGAGGCCAGUAUAGGAACUGUAGAUUCUUCCUCAGAUGGGGUAGGUGGGUGGGUAGAUUCUGCCACUCAUUCAGGGCCUAUAUGUGCUCCCAAUGCAUAGCUUGAUGUUCUCAAUACCAUCCUGAAUGCUUCUUCUCCACUUGGAACAGUAAUGGGUCAGAGAUUCCCAUUAGUCAGUGGGGAUAUUACAUUUCUUCAAGGAAGAGAACAGUUAGUAUUUUAAUAGUCUACUCAAUAGAGAAGUAGGAAGAAGCUCUCAAAAGCAAAUCAAAAGCAUCCCUCUGGGGAGCCAAGAUAGAAAGGUAUACUCAGCCUGCAGGUUAUCGCAUACCUAGCAAUAUUAAUUGCUGAAAGUUGACUAUCUGUCACUCUUGAAUGAUUUCAUGUGGACUGCUGAAUAGAUAAAGAUGAACUGAUUAUCAUUAAUUAUUUCAUUUUGGUUAGGGUUUGGCUUUCUGUGGAAAUUAGCAUAUGAUGAAGAUUUUUGUAAUAUUUUGAAAUUAAAGUAGUAAAUUCUUAAUUCAAUUGAAAAUUAAUUACAUGUUAUUUCAUAAUGGCUUUGACUUGGAACAGGAAUGCUGAACCAACAAGUUGUUAUUAAAAAAAUUAUCCCUCUGCAAAAUAUAUUGUAUUUUACACUGCACCCACAGAAUGCACUGAGAAUGCAAAAAAAAUUGAGUCAAAAGACAUUGUACAUUCCAAGAAAUGCCCCAUGUGACAUGCCCAUUAAGUAAAAUACUAAUUUGUGAAACAGCUCUGAAAAUAUCAUAUGAAAAGAAAUGCGUAUUACAUUAGUGCCUGAGAAUAUUCUAUAUUUAAUAUAGAAGCUUUUGUGAACAAUCUUAAAGCUGUGAGCUGCAUUAUAAGCCAUGAAAUGUGAAAAAAUAAAGGA